AACACAAAAAAAAUUGUCCCCUUCAACACAGUCAUUGGGUAGGCGAUUGGAGAUGAGAAAGCCCUGCACAGUAAAAUCCACAUCACACGCAAAGAAUUUUCAAGCGGGCAUAGACAUUUAAGGCCACCUAUCGAAAUCAGAAGGGCCACGCGGAGUGGACCCCGCCGAGACUUUUUUUCGUCUUUACCAAACCAGUCCUGACAAUAAUUGCUGUCUGGAUAUGCUUAAUGUAUUGUAAAAUACUUUCCCACGGGUGCUCAUCACCUACAUUUUUGCAGCUGGAGAUGACGAUUAGAUGACGGGGGUAAUGGUCAAAGUUCGAGAUCGCGAGGCGACAAUAAGAUUCUUCUAUUUCUGCAACGAAAUCUUCAACAAAUGUGUUGGUUUGUAAAUGGGUCCAAGUUCAAGUGCGAGUCCGAGGGUUUUUGGCAAAUCUGCUUGACUGGGCAGUGGGUAAACUUUAAGUCCUCCAGAUCUGAAAGUCUGACCAAGUGACCAUAUGCAUGGCACUUAUGUCCCGGUCAAUGGACGGAACAGGGAGUAGCAGGGGCAACAGAAAUAACAACAAUAGCAACAUUCCAUUGGGGAUUAACAGGCACAGCAACAAGAUCACCAAGCCGCUCAAGCGCAGCGGCAGUGGCGGGGCGGCGGCUUUGCCGCCGCAGCAGACCAGCAAGCAACCUCCGCCGCCUCCUGUUUACAAUAUCAACAAGAAUGAUUUCCGUAACGUUGUGCAGCGAUUAACGGGGUCGCCGCUCCCGGAGCGCUACGAUCCGCCGCCGCCGCCCCUUCUUCCAGCCGCUGCGCCAGCGCCGCCGCCGUCCAAUCCUAAACCGCCCAAUUCGCGGCUGCAGAAAAUACGCCCCCCGCCCUUGAGUGCCGUAAUCCCGACGUCCAUGCCGCCACAGCCGCUGCUGAGAUCGCCGCAGUUUAUGAACUCGGUGCCGCCUUUCUUCUCUCCGCUUCCGCCGCUAACCCCAAACGACGCUGUUUGGGCAGGAAAUGCAGUCAUGGAGAGUCCUGUCACUCGCUACAUGAAGUAUUUGCAGGACCAGGACUCUAUGGCUGGCGGUGGCGGAGGCGGUGGCGGUGGUGGAGGCGGUGGAGUUUAUAAUCCGUCGCCGCAGAUGCGCUACGGCGCUCCUCAUCUGGGUCUUCUGCCGUCUCCUCGCCGGCCUCCUCCGCCGCUGCCCUUGCCUUCGCCCACCUCGCAGUUCCUUUUGCCCUCGCCGCUACCCUCGCCGGGAUCAUUUUUGAAUUUCCCUUCGCCAGGGCCUUUUCCUUUGAAUUUCUUCACACAGUCGCCUUCCGGGCAGUUUGGAUUCCCCGGUGGAGCACCCUCGCUGCCACAGUCACCGUUGCCCUCGCCCGGUGUGUUGUUUGCGUUGCAGUCCCCAUCAAGUGGCUCGUUUCGGCUGCCUAGUCCCCGCUGGAGAGAAGAUAGGUCCUUCAGUUUUCCAGAUCCAGACCGUCGCCUUUAAUACUACCCUUCUAUGCAAUUCGAGUGUUUCUGAAUGAAAUGAUUCUUGGACAACUAACUGAGAAUUCAGUUGAUUCAAACCGUUGUUUGUGCUGUAACAAAAGUUUGGGGUCGCUGUGAAGGAGAGAGUAAUUGAAGUCUACACAGAGGCGAGAAUUUGAAGGAUUCGUUGGGGAACAGUGUUCUCCUUUUCUUCUUUUGUCAUGAACGCAGAGCAUGAUGUAAUAUAAAGUACAAUUUUUAACAGGUUUAACUGUCAGAGCCAAUUCUUUUGCCUGGAUGUAACCUUACUAGAAUAUAUGCUUAUGGAUUUACAAAAGAGUUCAUGUCUUGCCUUUCA
Molecule: messenger RNA, 1820 nt
Organism: Cryptomeria japonica (Japanese cedar)
Lineage: Eukaryota; Viridiplantae; Streptophyta; Pinopsida; Cupressales; Cupressaceae
Product: VQ motif-containing protein 9
Exons: 2
Coding region: 504-1481 (325 amino acids)
Source: RefSeq, a predicted model, not a curated record